GCUUGCGGUGUGGAGCUUUUAGCAAUGAAGAGUGCCAUGUCCAGAAAUAAAGCAAUGCUUGCGGUGGCAGCACUGUUUGCACUGGUACUAGGAUACACUAUUCAGGAUGCCGCUGCCUUGAAGAUGAGGCCCACCUCAACUAGCCUCAUGCUUGAAGUCGGAAACGAAGAGGUGUGUAUUUACGCAUCAAACCGCCAACGCUUUGAGGGUGUCGUAAUGCACUACCAACUCGUUCAGGGUGAUAUUGACUUCGACGUGUUCAUUCGUGAUUCCAUUAACAAAACAAUAUAUGCAUCGUUUGCUGGAGAGCACGAAACGAGCGAGCGGAUUUACUUCACUACACGCACAACGCAGCAGUAUGCAUUUUGUGUUGACAGCAGCAGAUACACGACCUCAAAACAAUUAAUCAAAAUGGACAUCGGCUUCACUUCCCUGAAGCGAUGGAAGCCACGAUUGGAUCCACUCCGAAAGCUUAUGACGGUCUCUGAUGGCCUAUUUCUUGGUCUGCAUGACGACCAAAUGAUGAUGCGGUUGCGCGAACAGUCACUGCGCGAAGGGCUAGAGAAGACCUUUACGAUGUUGAUUGUGCACGGUGUGACUGAAAUCCUCAUUGUGGUUAUGGUGUCAUUUUUGAACACAGCUCUUAUGACAUACCUCCUUCAGCAAGUGUCGCUGUAAGCCUGUAUUUUGUCAUCCUUACCUGCGAAACUGGUCCGUUUUGUGCGAUUCUAGUGAAUACUUCCAUUUACGCUACUAAUUUCGUUCCCCUUCUCCAUGAUUUUUUUUUAUUAAAUGUUUAUUGUUAUGUUAUCUAUCUAUUUAUUUAUCUAUCUAUAUUGCCUAACGUAUGUAGUGCUUUACAGGAAUCAUCGUAAGAUCACAUGUACAAUAAAAUACAAGAAGGUUCCUCUAUUGUCAAGAAUUGUCGAAGGAUUUUUUUCCCCAAAGCUGCAUCAAGACUUCAGAUGAGUAUAAUAAUAUACCAAUCGUGAGCUAGUUGAGCUUUCGGCUGCUUCUGAGUGAGUGUAGAAGGAAGAAAAUGUUUCGGAAUGAUCCAUAAAUAUAUAUAUAUAAUUUUUCUUUGUUUUUACCAUCUUAAAGAACAGUUCAAA
This is a messenger RNA of Phytomonas sp. Hart1, 1112 nucleotides long. The record is from the annotation of a GenBank genome assembly. NCBI's taxonomy places the organism in Eukaryota, Euglenozoa, Kinetoplastea, Trypanosomatida, Trypanosomatidae.